This is a messenger RNA of Didymodactylos carnosus, 5163 nucleotides long. The record is from the annotation of a GenBank genome assembly. NCBI's taxonomy places the organism in Eukaryota, Metazoa, Rotifera, Eurotatoria, Philodinida, Philodinidae.
AUGGUGGCAAUUAAAACGGAUGAUUUUGAUAAUUAUUAUGAAAUUUUGGAUGAUUUAGGCAGUGGACAAUUUGCUUUUGUUAAACGUGUAAAAGAACUAAAUUCGGGUCUUAGUUAUGCAGCAAAAUUUGUUCGAAAAAAACGUUGUAUUGCCGGCAAACGUGGUCUUAAUCGAGAAGAAAUAUUACGUGAAGCUGAAAUAUUAUCACAAUUGAAUCAUCGAAAUAUCAUUACAUUACAUGAUAUUUUUGAAAAUAAACAUGAAAUUAUUCUUGUUCUUGAAUUGUAUGCAUUAUCAUGGAUAGUUGGUGCUGGUGAAUUAUUUCAUUAUAUAGCUGAAAAAGAUGCAUUAACAGAAGAAGAAGCUGUCUCAUUUAUAUUACAAAUAUUAGAAGGUGUUCAUCAUAUGCAUGAAAAAAAUAUUGUUCAUCUUGAUUUGAAACCUGAAAAUGUUAUGCUAUUAGAAAAGAAUAAAACACAAAUAAAAAUAAUUGAUUUUGGUAUAUCAAGACAGUUGAAACCCCACGAACCGACGAAAGAAACAUUUGGAACACCAGAAUUUGUUGCACCAGAAGUGAUUGCAUUUGAACCAGUGACAUUAGCUACAGAUAUGUGGAGUAUUGGAGUAAUAACCUACAUUCUAUUAAGUGGUGCAUCACCAUUUUUGGGUAAUACUAAUCAAGAAACUUUUACCAACAUUACUCAAGUUGAUUAUCGUUUUGAUGAAGAAUUCUUUUCGAAUACUAGUGAUUUGGCGAAAGAUUUUAUUCAACGUUUAUUUAUUAAACAUCCAAGAGAACGAGCGACAGUUGAAGACUGUUUGAAUCAUCCAUGGAUCAAACCUCGUCGUAAACAAGACGAAGAAGAACGUCGCCAUGCUCAAAUAAAUAUGCCAAGUUUUAAAUCAUUUAUUGCUCGUCGACGAUGGAAGGUACAAAUGCAUUGUGAAUCUCGUAUCUUGCGCACAGUAACAACUAAGUAUACGGAUAGAGAUGGAAAUGUUAAAUCUAAUAAACGUAGUGAAAGAAAAGGUAAAACAGCUAUUUAUGAAGGACAUUAUUCUGAAACAGAUUCAGAAGAUGAAACAGUGUCAGAAGAAAUAGUUUCAAAUAAUCAAAAUGGUGAUGAGCAACAACAAUCGGAUCCAAGUGGUCGAGUACGAUGUUGUCCACAAAAUAUUGAAUUACGACAAGUAAAAUCCAGUGAAUAUGUCGAAUCAUUUCAAGAAGAUGAAGAAGGCGACGAUGAUUAUCAAAGUAAAGCUGGACGUGCAGCAGCAGUAACAUCACUCAUCAAUCCCUUACCAAAUGAACAAGUAGUUAGUGAUCAACAUUCACUCGCACAAUCAAAUGAUUGUAAAAUAAUUGAAACGGUCGAUGAGCAAACGGGAGAAAAUGUUCGUCACACUAUUCAAAAUAAAGUACAAACAGAUGAAAAUUUAAAAAUGUCGAAAUCAGACAAUGUACAGUAUGAAGAAACAGAGGAAGGCCUCUUGAAAAAAGUUACUACAAAGACGAGAAACAGGUGUGUCAAGGCGAUCAGUCUUUGUAACAAAAUAUUACGUCAAUCACAAAUGAGAUUAUCAUCCGCCAUUAGUUUAGAUGCAGUAAAUUCAACAUUUUCUCCUAGUCGAACACGUGUAGAAAACGAUGAUGAUUUUGUUCUAGCAGCUUUAUUGUGUGCAGCAGAAGACGGUGAUCUUGUAAAUAUGAAAAAAUUAUGUAAUAUAGCAACAAUCGAUGUUAAUAAAGAAAAUAAACAUGGCGAAACAGCUUUGCAUUUCGCUUGUGGAAGUGGUCAUUUUGAUAUUGUUAAAUUAUUAUGUGAUAGAAAAGCAAAUCUCUUUGUUGUGGAUGGAUAUGGAAAUAACACUAUUUAUUGGGCAGCACGGCAAGGUCACGUUCAAAUAAUAAUCUUUCUUCAUGAGAAAGGUGUACAAAUUGAUUUACCAAACAGAAUUAAUGAAACAAGUCUUCAUGUUUCGUCGAGAUAUGGUCAUGCACAUGUCACUGACUAUUUGUGUAAAGUGGGUGCCAAUGUUGACGCACAAGACGAUGAACAUGAGACGUCGCUCAUGUGUGCGACAUGGCACGGCUAUCCCAGAAUCGUUCGAAUACUUUGUAAUGCUGGAUGUGAUAUUAAUCUACGGAAUACGGAAGGCGAAACCGGUUUAAUUUUGGCUGCUGCGCGGGGUAAUGAAGAUAUUGUUCGUAUUCUUAUUGAUAAUAAAGCCAAUCUUGAUAUGAAAGACAAACACAGUUUGACAGCAAUACAUUGGGCAUGUAAAAGACAACACGUAGAAAUUGCAAUUAUGUUAAUUAAUGCCGAUUGUAAUUUGAAUACUAUUGAUAUGUUUAAUGAAACACCGUUACAUUAUUCAAGUCGAGAAGGCUUAUUAUCUGUUGUACAAAUAUUGUGUGCUUUUGGUUGUCAUAUCGAUAUUAGGAAUAAAGCUGAUUCAACAGCUUUACAUUUGGCCGCACGACAAGGACAUACAGAAGUUGUCAGAUGUUUAUGUUUGGCAGGAUUAAACUUAACUAUUCAGAAUAAAGAUGGGCGCACCGCUGCACAAGUAGCAGAAAUUAGUGGUAAACCUGAUAUUGUCAAUUUACUGAAAUCAUUGAGUAUGCAAGAUAAUCGUGAAAUGUUUAUUGAACAACUUGUACCAACGAAAGAGCCAUUAAGAAGAAUUAAAUUAAAAGUAUUCGGAAAUAGUAACGUUGGUAAAACGACGCUUAUUGAAUCAUUACAGUGUUCCUAUUUAAACAGUUUUUUUCGACGGAGUCGACUAGGUAGUACCAAAAAACAGUCUCCAUUAUCAAACAGACAUUCUAUAGCAUUUGACGAAUUAUCUCGCUCAUUCGAUCAAACAACAAAAAUAUCAAAUGAAAAUUCUUCAAAAGGAAUUGGCGUUUAUCAAGUAACGUUUACUGGCGGAGGCCAGUGGUCUGUAUGGGAUUUUUCUGGCAUUGAUGCAUAUCGCACAAUAUAUGAUCAUUUUAUUGGUGAUUACAACUGUUUACAUAUGAUUGUAUUUAAUGUUACCGAUGAUGAAAAUAAAUGUGUACAAACUCUUGGCUAUUGGCUAGAGUUUUUAAGAGUCAGAAUUGGUGUACAAGAACCACUUGGUUUAAAUGGUCAAAGUUCACAAAUAGCUAAAAUAAUUCUCGUUGGUACACAUGCUGAUCAACUAAUAAAUUGUACAAAAAAUGAAGAUGGUGAUUAUAUUUGUGAAAAAAUAACACAUGUAUUUAAUCGUAUAAAAGAAAUAUAUGAAUAUGAUUUUGAUUUUCAUGAUAAAUUAUUUUUAUUGGAUGCUCGAUCAGCUUGGACACAAAAUAUUAAAAAUGUAAUACAAUGUUUCAAUUCUUACAAGGAAAAAAUAUGUCAUAAUUUAAAAUCGACAACAAUAUUUUUAAAUCGUUGUACAUACCAUUUACAGCAAUGGCGUAAAACUUAUGCCUCAUUUCCUGUUAUGUCAUGGACAAGAUUUGUUGAAAAUAUUCGAACAGAAUUAAAUCCAUUAGCCAGUGAUGAACACAUGCAAGAACUUGUUCAUCAACUACAACUUAUGGGAGAAAUAUUGUACCUUGAAGGUGAUCCUCAAGAUUUAAUAUGUUUCGAUCCUCAUUGGUUAUGUCAUACAACUCUUGGUAAAUUAUUUUCAGCAAAUGAUAUAAAACAUACUGUUCUAAAUAAUGUUAGUAAAGUAAAAUUAAAACAGCAACGAUGUUUAAAUGGUACCUAUUCUGUCGAUGAUAUUCAAAUGAUCUUUCCAGAAACUGAUGCUCUUGAUUUAUUACAAAUAUUUUGUGCAUUUGAUUUAUGUGUUCAGUAUGAUGUUUACGGUGAUAUUGAAUAUGAAUUUCCUCAAUUAAACUCGGCUGAUAUCAUACCAGGUCUAUGGGAAAAACGAUCCGGUGUUAACUAUACUUAUAUUGGAUGUGAAAUAAGAUGUCGAACAAACAACGAAUUAUUGUGGGCAAUAUUUCCUCGAAUACAAGUACAAUUGAGACGUUUAAUUAUGUCACAUGAAUUUCAACAACAGUAUAAAAAUGAAGAUAUUGAAUUAUACCAAUGGAGAUAUGGUUCAAAAUUGAUAUGUGGUAUUAUUGAAUUAUUACUUACUGUAAAUUAUCCAACUCAUUUAGAAUUGAAAUCUCGCGGUCAAUAUAAUGAUCGUGAAAAUAUAUUCUAUUUAUUUCAUGAAAUUUUGAUGUUAGUUGAACAUACAUACUUGGAUACUUGUCCAUCUCUUCAGUUAGAAUAUCAUUAUAUCUCAAUAAAACAUUUACAGUUAAAUUUGACACCACUCCUGAAUCUAUUCUAUCUAAAUAGUGAACUUGUAAACAAACGGCAACAUCAAAUGAGUUUAUCGUCGAUAUUUAUGACUGAUCAAAAUUUGCCAUCACCUACGGCUUCAACAUAUUCUCUACCAUUCGUAUUUAAUAACAAUGAUACAAUUUCCACUACAUUUACACAAUCUACCUCAUCAACCUUCUAUUAUACAUUUUCACCAAAAUCAAUAAUUCAAAUGCAAAUAAACAAAUCACAGGAAAAUAAUUUAAUACAGACAGUAACCGAUGCAAAUAACAAUGAUAAAAAGACUAUGGUGAAUAGUCAUUAUCGAAAUGAAUCUUUAAACGGUCAUUCAUCACCAUCUUUACUAAUUAAAGAUAUUACCGGAGAAUAUCAAGAAGAUUUUAUUGAUUUAGUUUGUUGUGGUUCUCAUGAUCUUUAUUCUAAUUUACAAAUGGGUAUUGAUUUAUCUAUAUCAACAUUAUCUCUUACUACUCGUCAAUUACUAUGUCGUCUAUUUGAUAAACAAGAUUCAAUGGGUCGUGAUUGGUGUCUAUUAGCCAUUGCUUUAUCUAUGCAACAUUUGAUACCAUUAUUGGACACGGAAGAUUUAUAUCAUUCAAAAACUGAACAAUUACUCAAUGAACUAUGUCGAAAACGGACAACAGAUGCUAAUAUUAAAUACUUAUUAGAAAAAUUUCUCGAUAUCGAUAGAAGAGAUGCUUAUGAUCUUCUAGCUAAUACAUGUACACUAUUUAAAUUACCACAAAUUCCAUCUAUGACAGAUCAAAUAACGGAUGCACAUGAUAGUCACGAUAGUGGAAUACAAAAUUCAACAAAUACAAUAGCGAGUAUUAACAGAUAA